UGUUGGGCCAAAAUACAAGUGUGUAUUAUUUUGUGACGGAAACAGUUAUAAUUCAUAAUUACAUUUUGUAUCAUUUUGUAACGUGUUAAGUGAUUUCAAUAAGUCUUUACUAAAUCCGUAGAAAAGCAGCCGACAAAAAAAUGAUGUGGUGAAUAAUUGGAAAUACCAUGGUUUCUGUACUUGAAGAAAUCCAUUUUACUAUAUAGAGCACGCUUUAUAUAUCAUAUAGAUGGUCCGACCAAAAUUGAAUAAAAAGAAAUGGAUGCAAAAUAUGGAACCUGAGCCAACAGAUUCGGGAAUUCCUAUACCAGAUUUACCAGAAAAAUUUCUUCUAAUGCAAGUAAGAAGUGGCUCGAAAAUUAGAAAUGUUCUCGAUUACGCGUUGAAAGAAUUCUCAAAUUAUAACAACGUUGUUUGGAAUGCGGUAGGGAAAGCUGUUGGGAAAGCUAUUUCCUGUGCGGAAAUUUUCAAAACGAAAGAAAAAGAUCUUCAUCAAAUCACUAAAAUACGUUUUAUACAGUCGAAGGAGUCGGAGAAGAGAAAGGAGAAUGAAACCGCCGAAAAUGUACAAAUUUACCACGUCCCGGAAAUAUUUAUUUUGCUUGCAAAAGAAGUAAAAGACACAUCAGUGCCUGGCUACCAGGCGCCUGGUGAUAAUGGAGAAUUCUUAAAUGGCCAAGAAAUGAAAAACGAAUGCAAAGGUAAGAAACAGGAAGCAGGUAGUAAUGUGACCCGCGUGGAUGCUGGGGAAUUCGCAGCUAUGGGAUUGAAGGCUGGUCAAAAAAGGCCAAAGAAAGAGCAAACGAAAGGGCAAACAGAAGCACCACCAAAAAAGAGUAGGAAAAGAGCAAACGAUGGUCGAUAAUACAAGCGAGAGAAAUUAAAUUGCAUUGUAUAUAAAAUUCUAUCUGAAAUAACUCGUAUAUAAUCAGAGACAAAAAUUUUUAAUUUUAAAUAAAAAAUCAUAUUUUCUUGGAAAA
Molecule: messenger RNA, 980 nt
Organism: Bombus huntii
Lineage: Eukaryota; Metazoa; Arthropoda; Insecta; Hymenoptera; Apidae
Gene: Rpp25
Product: ribonuclease P protein subunit p25-like protein
Exons: 6
Coding region: 230-865 (211 amino acids)
Biological process (GO): tRNA 5'-leader removal
Cellular component (GO): ribonuclease MRP complex
Molecular function (GO): RNA binding
Source: RefSeq, a predicted model, not a curated record